Molecule: messenger RNA, 255 nt
Organism: Parnassius apollo (apollo)
Lineage: Eukaryota; Metazoa; Arthropoda; Insecta; Lepidoptera; Papilionidae
Source: the annotation of a GenBank genome assembly
AUGAAAAGUAGCCCCACUCGUAAAUAUGAGAAUUUCUCCAACGACCAUCAAGGGAAGGACACCGACAAAUAUUCGCUAGAUAGCCAAGACACCGCUAGUUUGCAUUCGGAGGACGGGGGUGGGAGGCGCGGCGUGAUUGACGUGAGCGCCGGCGCCGGUGACAUGUGGAUCAGCGCCGUCGAGAGUUCUAUCCUCACAUGGGAGGAGGUACUUUUCUUCUUAUUUUAUGUAAUAUUGCGACGGCUACGUGGCUGA